Striga asiatica is the source of this 4628-nucleotide messenger RNA. Lineage: Eukaryota; Viridiplantae; Streptophyta; Magnoliopsida; Lamiales; Orobanchaceae. The record is from the annotation of a GenBank genome assembly.
CGGCAAGUACACCGCCGUCAAAAUUCGCCCUUUCACAAAGACAGCUCCGUUAUCACCUCCGUCAGUUUCUCACCCCUUUUAACUAUCUCCGCCUCCAUUUUUCUGUUAGCCUCAGCUCCACGUUUCACGUUUUCCUCCUUAACGCUCUGCGUGGGUCAGCUUGGCUCCCAUCUUCACUCUCUCUCACGCAUACAGUCUCUCGAUUGCCAUUUUUGCUCUUUUUCAUCAUGCUUCAUGACUCGGGCUCUGUUUGAAGUUCGCAGUGCGUAAAACAUGAUCUGCGAGCAUAUACUGAAUGCUAGUUUAUGUCACAUACAAGAUAAACGCUCUGCUGAUGUUCUGAAAGGGUGCUGAAAGAGUUUGAAGAUUCAUGCAUUUGAAUUUCUGCAUUUUGGCAUGUGUCCGUGCAUAGUGGCUGUAUUAAGGAGACUAUAGUAGAUGGUGUCUGUGACUAAAUGAUCUUGAUGAGAGUGCAGUACUGGAGAAAAUACGUUUCAGUUCUUUACAUUAUUGUAGGCUGUUGAAGAUUAGAUUAUUUGACACUAUCUUUUCUUUUUCUUCACUCAGGUUAAACGUGUUGAUGAGUACUUGCUCUUACUAGAAAGGAAUGAUGGAUGUUACAUGUAAUCUGUCUCGGUUGAAUGUGUUUUAUGGGGGCGAAGUCUCUGGUUGCAGGGGACUGGAAACGCUGAAAUACGGGCAUUCACACUGCAAUUUUUUUGGAGAUUCAAGACUUUUCUUAAAAGAAAAAUCACCAAAGAAGUUAAAGAAACAAAGUUCACAUUCUUAUAGUUCGGCCAUGCCAAGUACUCUUAAUGAGGGCAAUCUCCGGUUUUGGUGUUAUGGUUUUAAUGGUUCUUCCUUUAAAGACACUGGCGGUAUUCCUAAAAUUUCAAAGCAGGCGAGCCUAUCACGGUGUCACAGAAAUGGAUCAGCUGCUUAUGUAAAUGGAAAUGGCAGAGAUGCAGAAGCCGUUGAGACUGUUGGCAAUGCCCUUGAUUCUACUGCCUCAGGGGAAAUGUCAGCUGAAGAAGGAGUUGACACUCCCAGUUUGGAUGAAUUGAGGGAAUUGUUGCGGAAGGCAUUGAAAGAUUUAGAUAUUGCUCGUCUAAGCAGUACAAUAUUUGAGGAAAAAGCUCAUACGAUAACAGAAGCUGCUAUAGCAUUGAAGGAUGAAGCUAAAAAUGCUUGGGAUAACGUAAAUACUGCCCUUGGUAAUAUCCAAGAGGUUGUAAAUGAAGAAGCUAUAGCCAAAGAAGCUGUUCAGGAAGCAACAAUGGCCCUCUCUUUGGCCGAGUCUAGACUUCAAGUUACUAUUGAUUCGCUAAAACUUGCAAAAGAAACCAAUGGGUCCACUAAAGCUUCUACUGAACUUGAUUCCGAGUAUGGAAGGGGAGAAGAAUCAAGUGAGGAGGAAGCACUUUUGGCUGCACAGCAGGACAUAAAAGAAUCUCAACAACAUCUAGCAAAUUACGAGGCUGAGCUCAGAAGGGUGCAGAGCAGAAAAGAAGAAUUGCAAAAGGAAUUGGAGAGGUUGAAUGCAGUGGCUGAGCAAGUACAAUUUGAUGCUUCUAAAGCCGAGGAAGAUGUGGCAAACAUAAUGCUUUCAGCAGAGCAAGCCGUGGCCCACGAGCUAGAGGCUGCACAGCGUGUUGAUGAUGCUGAAAUUGCACUGCAAAGGGCUGAAAAGAACCUUGCUCUUUCCAGUACAGGCACACUAGAUUCUGGAGUUGAGGGAACUAGUGCCGGUGAGAUGUCUCGAGGAAGUUCUGCGGAUAGUGUUGUGGAGGCAGACAGGGAAUUUCCAUCUGAUGCUGCAGGAUCACUUGAACCUUCACCUGGUUCCCAGUUGGAUGAAAUAAGUUUGUCGGAGGAGAAUGAGAUAGUGAAUGGAAAGAUACCUGUGGAGAUUGAAGCUGAUGCGAAGAAGUUAAAAACUAUUCAGAGUAAGAUACAAGAAAUGCAGAAGGAAUCAACAAAGGAAAGUUCACCUUUAGGCACUCCAAAGGCAUUACUGAAGAAGUCAUCCCGUUUCUUUUCUGCAUCUUUCUUCUCUUUUGAUGCGGAUGAGGAAGAGUUUACGCCAGGUUCAGUUUUUCGUGGUCUUUUGGAGUCUGCUAGAAAGCAGUUGCCAAAGCUGGUUUUCGCGUCACUACUUUUAGGAGCCGGAAUUGCUUUCUAUGUGAAACGGCGUGAAAGGUUUUAUCAGCUAUUCCAUCAGCCUGAUAUCAUCUCCACUAGCAUUGAUGAAGUAUCAACUAGUGCAAAGCCUCUGGUUAAAGAGAUGAGGAAACUUCCUGCCAAAGUACACGAGGAGGAAGCGUCCCUGUUGGACAUGUUGUGGUUACUUCUUGCAAGUGUCAUAUUUGUGCCCAUUUUCCAGAAAAUACCCGGAGGUGAAUGGAAUUUGAGUGUGCUUGCUCCCAAUACCUAUUGUCCAGUUCUUGGAUAUUUGGCUGCUGGAAUUUUAAUUGGACCUUAUGGCCUCUCUAUCAUUCGCAAUGUACAUGGAACUAAGGCAAUUGCUGAAUUUGGUGUUGUCUUCUUGCUAUUUAAUAUUGGACUUGAGCUCUCUGUUGAAAGACUAAGUUCCAUGAAGAAAUAUGUUUUUGGUUUGGGCUCUGCCCAGGUCUUAGUGACAGCUGGUGUCGUAGGCUUGCUUGCUCAUUAUGCUGCUGGUCUGGCUGGUCCUGCGGCGAUUGUCGUUGGCAAUGGACUUGCAUUAUCCUCAACUGCUGUUGUCCUUCAGGUCUUGCAGGAACGUGGUGAGAGUACAUCACGCCAUGGGCGAGCUACAUUUUCUGUAUUACUCUUUCAGGAUUUGGCUGUCGUGGUUUUGCUUAUACUGAUACCGCUUGUUUCACCUAGUUCAUCUAAAGGAGGGGUGGGAUGUCAAGCCAUUGCUGAAGCUCUUGGGUUGGCUGCCGUGAAGGCUGUUAUUGCCAUCUCAGCCAUAAUAGCAGGAGGACGCUUGCUGCUUCGCCCAAUUUAUAAGCAAAUUGCUGAAAAUCAGAAUGCAGAAAUAUUUUCUGCAAAUACUCUUCUUGUUAUCUUAGGUACUAGUCUUCUAACUGCCAGGGCUGGGCUUUCCAUGGCUUUAGGAGCAUUUUUGGCUGGUUUGCUUCUAGCAGAAACAGAAUUCUCAUUGCAGGUUGAAUCUGAUAUUGCUCCAUAUCGUGGACUUCUGUUAGGUCUCUUCUUCAUGACGGUUGGAAUGUCCAUUGAUCCGAAACUUCUUCUUUCAAACUUCCCAGCAAUCUCAGGGAUAUUAGGGCUUCUUCUUGCUGGAAAAACUAUUUUGAUUGCUCUUGUUGGGAGACUUUUUGGUAUUUCACUGGUAUCGGCGAUACGAGUUGGUCUUCUACUUGCACCGGGAGGAGAAUUUGCUUUUGUAGCCUUUGGGGAAGCUGUUAACCAGGGAAUAAUGUCCUCGCAGUUGUCAUCGCUCCUAUUUCUUGUAGUUGGGAUUUCGAUGGCUCUGACUCCGUGGUUAGCUGCUGGAGGUCAAUUAAUAGCAUCUCGUUUUGAGCUGCACGAUGUUCGAAGUCUGUUACCUGUUGAAAGUGAGACAGAUGAUUUGCAAGAUCAUAUAAUUAUAUGUGGAUUUGGACGUGUUGGGCAGAUUAUUGCUCAGCUUCUCUCUGAACGACUGAUCCCAUUUGUUGCCCUUGAUGUCAGGAGUGACCGAGUAGCAACUGGGCGUUCACUUGACCUUCCUGUGUACUUUGGUGAUGCCGGUAGUCGGGAGGUUCUCCAUAAAGUUGGCGCAGAAAGAGCAUGUGCAGCAGCAGUAACUCUAGAUAGUCCUGGAGCUAAUUACAGAACUGUUUGGGCUUUGAGCAAGUAUUUCCCCAAUGUCAAAACAUUUGUCCGUGCUCAUGAUGUUGAUCAUGGCCUAAAUUUAGAGAAAGCUGGGGCAACAGCGGUUGUUCCUGAGACUUUGGAGCCAAGUUUGCAAUUAGCAGCUGCUGUCCUUUCACAAACGAAACUGCCAAUGUCAGAGAUAGCAGCUACCGUUAAUGAGUUCAGAUCACGCCAUCUCUCUGAGCUUACAGAGCUCUCUGAAACCAGUGGAAGCUCAAUUGGGUACGGUUUCUCACGAAUGAUGACAAAACCGAAAUCUCAACCUUUGGAUUCUGUAGACGAGCAUUUACCUGAAGGAACUCUGACAGUUUGAAACAUUUAGGUACAUACAAGCAGGGUAGAAAAGAAGUAAAUAUCCCAUUUUCUCAUGACAACAAAGAAACAAAAAUUCACACGAACAUUGUAUAGCGUAACUAGCGUUUGUACUCACUCUAUUGGUUGGGGCCCAAAAAAAAAAAAUGUACAUGAAAACACAGCUGCUGGAAACUGAGAACCCGGUUUGGAAAAAUGAUGAAUAGUACAUCAUUUUGGUUCCAUAUAUUUUGGUGAUAGUACCUUUUUUUCCCACGUCCAGGCAAUUUUAUUUGAGAAAUAGGAUUUUAUUAUUUUGAGGCUAUAAUUAUAGCUUUGUUACUUGACUGACUUCUAUUCGGCAAAUUCGUAUUGGGUUGUGGGGUUCGAGCAGGGCAGUUAAAUCAACAUAUACUGAUAUACACGCAUUAGUUUUUUGAUGUGUUUAAAUGUAAUACACUGAUACUAAAAAG